AUGGUUCAGGACUUAAGAGAAGUAAAUAAGAGGGUGGAAACCAUCCAUCCCACCGUGCCUAACCCGUACACUCUCUUAAGCCUUUUACCACCAGAUCGUACGUGGUACAGUGUCCUGGACCUGAAGGAUGCCUUUUUCUGCCUUCCUUUGAACCCUCAGAGCCAGUUGCUAUUUGCUUUUGAGUGGACAGACCCUGAGGAAGGGGACUCGGGCCAACUGACCUGGACCCGACUACCCCAAGGGUUCAAGAACUCCCUCACCUUGUUUGAUGAGGCUCUGAGUCGAGAUUUGCAAGAGUUCUGUGCCAGGCACCCUGAGGCUACACUCCUUCAGUAUGUAGAUGACCUCCUAGUGGCAACCAAGGAAGAAAGCGAGUGCAUUAGGGUGACUGAGGAUUUGUUAAGGACCUUGGGUGAACAAGGAUACCGUGUCUCCGCCCGAAAGGCCCAAUUGUGCAGCAAGGAAGUUACUUAUCUGGGUUUCCGAAUAAAGGAAGGGGCUCGGUCCUUAGCAGAGAGCAGAGUCCAAGCAGUCCUCCAGAUACCAGUCCCGAAGACUAAGCGGCAGGUCCGGGAAUUCCUAGGGACUGUGGGCUAUUGUCGCCUGUGGAUACCAGGCUUUGCAGAAAUGGCUAAGCCCCUCCACACAGCUACAGCUGGGGGAGCAGGACCUUUAAUUUGGACAGAGAAGGAGGAAGAGGCCUUCCAAACUCUUAAACAGGCCCUCCUUCAAGCCCCGGCCCUCAGCCUACCUGAUCUGGACAAGCCUUUUCAGCUUUUUUGUAGCCGAGGGACAGGGAGUGGCAAAGAGGGUGCUCACCCAAACUCUAGGACCCUGGAAGAGGCCAGUGGCUUACUUGUCUAA
This is a messenger RNA of Pipistrellus nathusii (Nathusius's pipistrelle), 864 nucleotides long. NCBI's taxonomy places the organism in Eukaryota, Metazoa, Chordata, Mammalia, Chiroptera, Vespertilionidae. The record is from the annotation of a GenBank genome assembly.